Messenger RNA from Solenopsis invicta (red fire ant), 5948 nucleotides. RefSeq names its product ral GTPase-activating protein subunit beta. Gene Ontology annotation, biological process: activation of GTPase activity; regulation of small GTPase mediated signal transduction. The coding region runs from base 214 to 4908 and encodes 1564 amino acids. The record is from RefSeq and is a predicted model, not a curated record. The transcript has 24 exons. Gene Ontology annotation, molecular function: GTPase activator activity. Lineage: Eukaryota; Metazoa; Arthropoda; Insecta; Hymenoptera; Formicidae.
CCAAUCCUGUCAGAGUCAGCUGUCAAACGGUACGGGAUGUCGAAGAGACCGAUCAACAACCCGACGACGUUUGUCAAUGAACGAUGAACUGCUCCAAGUGAAGAUUUUCUCCUAUCCGAGAUCACGAGCUUCGACGGCUGCUUAACUCCAGUGUUUAACCUCGUCCACGCAAGCUACUUCUCAAAUAUAGGGCGUAUAGGCGUGUAAUAAUCUAUGAAUUUAGGCGUAUUCAACAGAGUUAAUCUCAAGGAUUCCCAAGGAGGGAUGUAUUCAGAAUGGGCCUCGCUGAGCACUCUGAUCCAACAAGGCUCGGAGGAAAGUCAGAGUGUAUUAGAGAAGUUCCCACCUGGCGCAGGGAAGGAGGUUGCACUGUCCAUAGUCCGCCAACUCGCCGCAAAUCUCGGUAUUACCCAGGCGGGAGAGCCUAGUCCACUCUCCACUGACAAGGAGGUGCAAUGGUGUAUGGAGGUGAUAUGCUUCGGUCUGUCAUUGCCACUGGCCGAACAUGACACUGUCAGGGAUUGCGUCAAUAUUUACUGCGAAUGGCUGUCCGCCCUGUACUCAACACCCAAAAUUUCUGUGCCCAGACCGAUCGUGGACGACCCGAAUUUCUAUGCCAGAAAGAUCAUAAGUCACUUUCACAAUCUGUUCGUUCCCAGGAAAGGGGAAGUCUGGCCUUUUCUGUAUCAGGAUCUAGGUACAGACACGAUAAAUCGGCAAGCUGUUCUAUGUCAUCGGGUACUUAGGACUUUGCAGCAAAUAGCGAGAGGUCCAGCAACUCUGGAAAGAGAAACCUGGGAGAGUUUGUUGUUAUUCCUCAUCGGUAUUAACGACGCGCUGUUAGCACCACCGGCGACUAGAGAGGAUGCGGGAGAACAGUUGUGCGAGAGGGUGCUUGGUGUUUUGCUAGAGGUCUGGCUGGUCUCCUGUGAACGUAGUUUUCCCUCACCCCCGUUAUGGCGAACGUUACGAGAGUCCUGCCUACGAUGGCGUCACAGAUUGGCUCUGGUGGAGCAGUGGAAUCGCGUGUGCCUCGCUCUUACAGCGAGGCUGCUUCACAUCAUGUAUGGACCAAUGUUUCCUGAAUUGAAAAUAAGCGAUGAAGACACGCAGCUGGUACCACCGACUAUGUCGGACGAAGCGGUGGCACAGGCAUGGUACAGACUGCUACGUACUAUUGGCGAUCCCGUAGACUUGUGCAGACCCGCCGUCGUCUCGCAGACCCAAGCGUUUCUGCAAUAUGCUAUCGCCAGUCCUAAUGUCAUAGAUCCGUGCCAGCAUCCAUGUUUGCAAAGCCUGCCGCAGAUAUUUCUGAAAGCUAUAAAAGGCAUAGCGGGUCAGGUCGACGCUUUUCUCGGAGUUUCACAGGCAUGCUGUUGGGAGGAAUGUUGCGUGUCCAACAUCACGUCGGGAAAUAGCGGCACCGGCAGCGGGGGUGUAGGAUGGGACAGGUCAAGUGGUAGGGAUCAGCCUCAGCCUUCCCCCACACCCCCAACUCAGCGCAGACUUGCCAAAAGUUUCAGUGUCACUCCUUCUGCAGUCACUAAGGGAAUUCCGAAAGCGUCGUUAAUUGGAUUGACGACUAGCCGUGUGUCUAGUACGCCGCCGACGUUAAUAUCCAAUUCCGGACCAUCGUCCGCUUCGAGUACUGCAUCUAUGACCUCUCUUGGCCAGGAUAUCAGACCUCCUUUAGCUCCAGGACGACCUAAAUGUAACAGUAUACUGCAUCUCUUUGGGGAAUGGUUGUUCGAGGCUGCGUUUAUCGGUACCGAGGGUUGGUCGCAGAAUUUACCGCAACCAUCAGGUGCCUCGAAACGUCCGUCUUCUGUGCUUGUGGAUGGUCCGAGUUCGCUACAGGAAUCCAUGAGCGACGUACCGCCAACACUCUGCAUAGAUCGUUACGAAUCCGGCAGAGCAGAGGCAUUGGGCGCCCUGUGCAGAAUUUUCUGCGCCAAGAAAACAGGCGAGGAGAUCUUGCCCGUGUACCUGGCUAGAUUUUACCAAGCAAUGUAUCACGGCCUUAAAGUCGACGAGUCUCGUGAAUGUGGUGAAACACUAGCGAGUAUUCUGUUGAAUUCAGCUGAUCUAUUCCGUCUUGAUUUGAACGGUAUACAAGUCUUGGUGCCGGCCGUGUUGUCUGCUUUAGAGGUGGUCUUACCGGAGAAGGACUUGAAGCUGAAAUCUAAUAUGGUAUCGAAGCCGGACUUGAGAAGGGCCUCAAUUCAUUUGCUGAUAUCAAUGUUAACUCUGCCUCUGCAUUUCCAAAACCUCGCUAUUAAGGAACUUCCGAUAUUCCCAGGCACAAAUUUCUCAGAAAAAAGUCCCGUAACAUUUGUACAGUUAAAAUCAAGACUCAUGAAUCUGCUCAUAAAUGCUUUACAAGUGGAGACUGAUCCUCAGAAUACACAUAUGCUGUUAGGAGCUCUAUUACUGAGUGUACAAGAUUCCGCAGCAGCGGAAGAAGUGGAGCAGGUUACACAACCCGACACAGUAGCUAGUGAUUCGACAACUAAUUUAUUAUCUUCAGUCACCAGCGAUUCGGCCAGUCAAAUAAGUAUAUCCAGUGAUCAGCGAUCAAUUGGCGAUGCAUCUGACAUUGCAACCCUUCAAGAGGAAUGCAUUGCGUUUGAUUCUGCCCAUGCUCUUUUUGUGCGAGCAACGUACUUGGUGUGUCACCGUUUGAUCUCGUCGUGGAAGACUGACCUAAAUAUCUCUUUAGCAGCGCUCGAGAUGCUGUCAGGACUAGCACGCACACGCAUUCGCGAAACAGCAAGGAGACUCACAGAUGCUCUGGAAUGCAAGAGAGCGGUAAAAUGGUUAUGCGACUACAUUUCGUAUCAAUGUUGGCGUCCACCACCUGCACACUCUAAGGAUCUCCAUUCUUCUAUUGUCGCGGCGUUCAGUUGUCUGACAACUUGGCUAACCGCUCAUCCGCAACUGUUACAGGACAAAGACUGCUUGACCACAGUAUUAGAAGUCGUUGAACUCGGAGUGUCUGGCACCAAGAGUGUCGGGAAGCCAGGCGAACCUAUCAAGAUGAAAGACGAAAAGGAGCUAAAACCAGCAUCUAUGCGCGUGAGAGAUGCCGCAGAUGCUCUUCUCACUAUUCUGUUGGAACAGGUUGGUUAUUUUCCAAGUGCUUGUGGGGCACAAUCGCUCUCGUCACUGUUGGACGAAGUGUCUCUACUUCGGCACUGUAACAGCUGGACCGGCGGACGCGUGGCACGACAAGCGGCCGUCGAAAGAUUUCGUUACUUUGUGUCUGAGAAUGCGAUCGUUUUGGCACUGCUAGAAGAACCGCUGGGAAACGAUCAGGAUCCUCAGCCGACCGUGACGGUCCUGAUCCGCGGACCGUUCGGCAGACACGCGUGGACGAUGCAGCUCCGUCAUUUACCGCGUCAUCGAUCUAGCAUCAGAAGUAUAAACAACAAUCCUGGUCGACCGCUGCCGUUGGCUGAAGCUGCACCGCGAACGGAUUACAAACCGAGAUUCUUCCCAGAUAAUGUGGAUCGCAUUCCUCACUGUAAAGUGGAUGAAUCGAUACCGAGUCUUGAGGCAGUUAUGAGUGACAAUGAUGCGGUACGAGAUGAACAUCAAAUUCUUGCGCAGCUCUUGGAACGUCAGAUAACGCUCGAAUUAAAGCACGAUAAUGAUAACAUAAGAGACAAAACUAUGAGAGACAAAACUGAUGAAUGCGUACCGCCCCAGGUUUGUCAUGAGUUCCAAACGGCUCGCCUAUUUCUGAGCCAUUUCGGUUUCUUAAAUAUGGAACCUAAGGAAAGCGAUGAGUCUGGCAGCAGUGGGCUAAUUGCUCUAGAUCCGACCAUUCCUGGAUUCUGUACGGAUUUGGAAACUCUGGACAAUAUCAGUCCGCGAACGUGCGACACUGUUCAUAUUUUUUACGUGAAAGCAGGUCAGAAGUCUGCUUCUGAAAUACUGUCAAAUGUGCUGCAGGAGGAGAAUGUGUCGCCAAAUUUUUUGGAAUUCUUAAGUUCUCUCGGCUGGCCUGUUUCCGUAUCCGCUCACGCAGGCUGGACAGGCCACGUGUCUACUUCAUGGAGAGUAACAGCGCAAGUGAACGUGCCACAGCCAGCUCACAGCAAUCACGGCGGGGCGCUCUACAAUGGUGAUACUCACGUGCUGUAUUGGGCGGAUGUGAGUUCGGAAAUUGCAUUUAUCGUGCCUACGCAAUCGUAUCUUAUAGCCAGCUCGGAUUCGUUAGAGGAAACUAGUUACAACAGCGAUAUUAGUGCCAGUGGACAAGCGUGGUUCGAACGAAGCAUUAGCGAAAGUACGGACACUCGCAGUAGCGGGACAUCACAAAACACAACGCAGAAUUCUAGAACAAUGUCGCUCGACCUGGAGAAACAGCCGUCGAGUUUACCGGGAGCAGGUCCGACAAAUUCCUCAAGUUCGGAUCCUAUUAGGCCUAGGAGGUCGACAAAACAAGCUCUGCCAUUUCAAACUAAUACAAAGAUAAUGGUUGUGUGGUUGGAGAGUUUGGAGGACCAUAUUCAGUUUCCUAUUGGGGAUUUGCUUCCUUCCACUUAUACUGGGUUGGAACAAUCGAGGAUGCUGCAAGCUACCGAUGUGCAUGUUAUCUUUCUUCAAGCUCUAGCUAACGGAUUAAUGCGCGUUAGAUUGCAAGGGCCAGUUUCUAGAAUCAAUUUAGCAACGCCCUUAAUCGAUGGAAUGGUAGUAUCAAGAAGAGUUUUGGGAACUCUUGUUAGACAAACAACUCUUAAUAUGGGACGUAGAAAAAGGCUCGACAACGACAGCUAUCAUCCGCCGCAUGUACGAAGACGUUUAAAAAUUCAAGAGAUGGUACAAAAAUAUAAAAGAAACUUAACGGAUCCAGAGUUAUUGACACUUUUAUUCAGCAGCACUCAAACUUAUCAAGUCAAAUAGAGGAAUUUUCAAGAAUCUCAUGUGAACUCAAGUUUGAGACAGUGGUAGCCUAAUUUCUUCGCUGCUGUAACAAAAAAGUUUUUAAAAUUUAAGGUUGGAUGCACUUCAUAUUAUAUUUAAUAUAUUAAAGGUAAAGUUAUCUUCUAUUAAAAUAGCCGAGAGAGCAGAGAUAACAUUUAUUUUAGAAAAUGUAAGUAAAUCUUUUUUUCGAUAAUUAUUAACAAAUUCUUAGUAGCAAAACAGAAUAAAUUUUUUCUGUAACCUUUUCUUAUUUAAAGACGUGCUCAUUGCAGAAAUAAUUCUUUAUGCAUUAUUUAGAUUCUUUAAUAAGAAAACGAACUAUGUAAUAGUACUUUGAAAUAUCCGAAAUAGUAAAAGCUAAAAUGAAGAACAAUAAUUCUAAUAUUUUACAACGAAAUAAAAAAACGUUAUCAAAUGUCGCACCUUACAAGUUUGAAAUAAAAUAUUUGGAAGACUACAGUAAAGAAAAGUGAUAACGAUUCCGAGAAAAUUUUAUUUACAUUUUCUAGUAACGCUCAGCUUUUCAUAAAUUCAUUUUUACAUAAGCGUUUUGUAUAUAUGUACAGAGAUUAGAUUUCCUUUGAUAUUUUCAAGGAUUUAAAUAUAAAAUUUCCUGAUGAUCCUAGCUCCCGGUGAUUCAGCACAUAAUUCUGAAAACAACUCAAUUAUUAUAAAAAUGAUAAAAAUUUUAAAAUGUUAUAACGAGUUGCAUUCAACUCCUGAUAAGAGAAACCACCUAUUAAAGAACAGAAAAGUGAUAUAAACGUUACGAAAGAAUAUAUUUUUGUUAUAUGAUUUUUAAUAUGUGUAUUACGCACAUAAAAAAAGCUUUAUAUAUUACUACUUGUAAAAUCAGUAUUGUAGAUAAUGCUAUAAAAUAAAUUAUUCAAAUUUCAUAUAUAAUAAUUGAGGACUACCUUAGUACAUAUAAAUAUAUAAAUACAAAGUAAUGGAGAAAAUGUAUUUAAUUAGUUUGUACGAUUAUAUUUUAUAUAUAAAAGACUUGUCUUGCAUACAUA